Messenger RNA from Colletotrichum godetiae, 1246 nucleotides. RefSeq names its product haloacid dehalogenase. The transcript has a single exon. NCBI's taxonomy places the organism in Eukaryota, Fungi, Ascomycota, Sordariomycetes, Glomerellales, Glomerellaceae. Bases 179 to 1027 code for a protein of 282 amino acids. The record is from RefSeq and is a predicted model, not a curated record. Gene Ontology annotation, molecular function: hydrolase activity, acting on halide bonds, in C-halide compounds.
CCCUUUAUAUUACCACUGCUUGCCUUUUUUCACAGUUUGCUCAACUGUAUUCACUCCAAGCUUGAGUAUUUAUAGCUUUAUACAUUUUCAGUAAAGAUCUCAGCAGACACAAGAGGGAAGUUUAAACUAAAACAACCCCCCAACAUCCAAAACUCCCGCGUGAAAAAGAGAGAAAACCAUGUCUGGCAUAGCAGGCGACCUCCCCAACAUCAAAGCAGAGAACCUCCGCGACCUCAAAGCCCUGACGUUCGACGUCUUCGGCACAGUCGUAGACUGGCGGUCCUCGGUGGUGGACGAACUCACCUCCCGCGCAAAGACCAAGCUCGCCUCCUUCUCCUCCUCAUCCUCCUCCGACGACACCGAGAACAAACUAGAAAAACUCGCAACCACAAACUGGCCCGCCUUUGCCCAAGAAUGGCGAAUCUCCUACAUGCGCUUCACGCGCGGCUACGUACCCGGCCAAACACCCUGGAAAGACAUUGACGCACACCACCACGACAGCCUCGUCGAGCUUUUGCGCGGAUGGGGGUUGGCGGGCGUAUACUCCGCCACCGAAAUCCGCGAGCUGAGUCUCGUGUGGCACCGCCUCCGGCCGUGGGCGGACUCCGUGGAGGGUUUGCGCAGGUUGGGCGGGAAAUUCGUGACCUCGACGCUGAGUAAUGGGAACAGGACGCUGUUGGGGGAUUUGGAUACCUUUGGCGGGCUUGGGUUCAGGAAGAUUUUGUCGGCGGAGGAUUGGAGGGCGUAUAAGCCUAAUGAGGUGGUGUAUGAUGGCGCGGUGGAGGUAUUGGUUGGCGGUGGCGGUGGUGGUGGGAAGGCGAGGGAGGUUGCGAUGGUGGCGGCGCAUUUGGGGGAUUUGAUGGCUGCUAGGGGACGGGGGAUGAGAACUAUUUAUGUUGAGAGGCCGGAGGAGGAGGACUGGGAGGUUGGGAGUGAGAGGUAUGAGGAUGCCAAGGGGUGGGUUGAUGUUUGGGUUAAGGAGGGGGAGGGUGGGUUUGAGGAGGUUACGAGGCGGUUGGGGGCUUGAGGGAUGAACUAGGUUGGACAUGAUGAGGUUCAAAGUCAUGAGAUGGUUUUGAACUGUGUGAAGAAGCGUACUUUGAAGCGAUUUGGUUAUUGUGGCGCAGAGGGCUCAGAUUAGGCUCACGGCACACGUAGCAUACAUCAUGAGGGAGUGAACGUGGUAGUCGGUGAUGAAGAUGCUGGAAUAGAGGUAAUAUAAGUAUUGUUCCGAACAGUAUCCAUG